Molecule: messenger RNA, 816 nt
Organism: Arachis stenosperma
Lineage: Eukaryota; Viridiplantae; Streptophyta; Magnoliopsida; Fabales; Fabaceae
Product: miraculin-like
Exons: 1
Coding region: 7-648 (213 amino acids)
Molecular function (GO): endopeptidase inhibitor activity
Source: RefSeq, a predicted model, not a curated record
AAAAAAAUGAAAUUUACACUUCUAGCCUUAUUCCUUCUCUUUUCUUUGGGCUCACAAUUACUUCUUGGAGCAUCAAAUGCUUCACCUGAAGAAGUUCUUGACACUUCAGGCAAGAAGCUAAGAACCGACACCAAUUACUACAUCAUUCCGGCCAAGCCCUUCAUCAUAUGCGGCAUUGUUAGCUGCUUUAAUGGCGGAGGGCUUGUCCUGGACACCUUCGACGAAACAUGUCCUCUUGAUGUUAUGAUUGAGAAAGCAAAUGACGGUCUUCCACUUCAAUUCUCACCUAUUAACCCUAAAAUGGGUGUUAUUCGAGUCUCUACAGAUCUCAACAUCAUGUUCUCCGCCGCGGACCAAAAUAAUUGCCCCCAAUACUCCACCGUGUGGAAGCUUGGUGACUAUGAUGCUUCUAAUGGACAAACAUUUGUGAGCACUGGGGGUGAUUUUGGAAAUCCAAGUUCCCAAACCAUAAAAAGUUGGUUUAAGAUUGAGAAGUACGAGGAUGCUUAUAAGUUGGUGUAUUGCCCUAGCGUGUGCAAAUCUUGUAAGCAUUUGUGCAAAGAUAUUGGCAUCUUUGAGGAUAAGAAUAAGAGGAUGCAUUUGGCUCUAAGUGAUGAUCCCUUCAAAGUUAAGUUCAAGAAAGUUUAAUGUUCAUCAAAGCUUUCUCCCAUUUGAUUUGUAUUUGCACUGUGUGUUUAUUUAUCAGGAUUCUUAAUUAAGUUAGGUUUCCUUGUUAAAGAAAUAUAAAUAAAGGUAUGAAACUAUGAAUAAGGAAAAUAUGAUAUUCUCCUAGCUUUACUAAUACUAUUUUUGCAU